GACGUCUCUGUACCCACCCCUAUCCUUUGAUGUCUGCCUCUCCUUCUCUCUCUCUGUCAAAGUGGGUAAACAAAACAUCUCUCUCUCUCUUCCUUAUCUCUCUCUCUCUCUGCCUUUUAUUGAAUGCUUUGUAAGUUUCAGUUGGAUUCUCAGAGACCCUUUAGUUAAUGCCAUCCACCGCUUAGCUAAUUAGCUAAUUAGUUAAUGCCUUUAGUUUUCUUGGCUUUGUUAUCACACAUAUGCAUGCAUUUAAACCCUCACACCAUCGUCACCUCUGUUAAGUAUUCUCUUUCUUUCUUCCUUUUCCUUUUUCAUCCAUAGAUACAUAGAUCAUGAAAAGAUAUAUGUGUCAUUACUCUCUUUCUUGAUUUGUCUAUUGUUUAUUGCAAAAUAUGGGAAAAGGGUGUUCUCCACAAAUCCCAAAGCUACUCAUUCACCACUCUCUAAUCAUCUUUUCCUUCAUAGUUGGCCUCACAGAUUCCCUAAAUGAAGAGGGUCUUUUUCUUUUGGAGUUCAAAACAUCCCUUUCUGACCCAAACAACAAUCUUCAUACUUGGAAUAACAGCAGCAAUUCAUCUCCUAAUGAAACUCCUUGCAAUUGGAUGGGAGUAAAGUGCAGUGCUGACUUUAAGGUAACUUCUUUGCACCUUAGUGGCCUUAAUUUGUCUGGAACUUUAUCUCCAACCAUUUGUAAUCUCCCUCAUUUGACUGAAUUUAAUGUGUCCACAAACUUCAUUUUUGGUCCCAUUCCUAACGAGCUGUCAAACUGUCAUAACCUACAAGUGCUAGACCUUUGUACCAAUAGGUUACAUGGAGAAAUUUUAACCCCAAUAUGUGAAAUCACCACCCUGAGAAAGCUUUACCUGUGUGAGAAUUACAUGUAUGGAGAGUUGCCUGAGGAGGUUGGGAAUUUAGCUUCUCUUGAAGAGCUUGUCAUAUAUAGCAACAACUUUACUGGUAGCAUUCCAGCUUCCAUUAGUAAAUUGAAACAGCUUAAGAUCACCAGGGCGGGAAAUAACUUCCUUUCGGGUUCGAUUCCCAAAGAAAUCGGCGAGUGUGAGAACUUGGAGGUUUUGGGAUUGGCACAAAAUGUGCUAGAAGGAGAGCUUCCUGCAGGGAGCUUACACAAACUCAAGAAUCUCACUGAUUUGAUCCUUUGGCAAAACCGCUUAUCCGGCUCCAUUCCCCACGAAAUUGGAGGUUUAAGCAGCCUGGAAUUGCUUGCCUUGCAUAAGAAUGAUUUCACUGGAAUGCUUCCCACGGAGAUAGGACACUUGUCCAAUCUAAAGAGGUUGUACAUAUACACCAACCAGUUGAAUGGGACGAUCCCACGUUCAUUAGGGAAUUGCACCGAUGCUGUUGAGAUAGAUCUUUCAGAGAAUCAGCUCAGCGGAUUCAUCCCGAAGGAGCUCGGUAACCUCUCGAAUCUCAGCUUGCUUCACCUCUUCGAAAACAUGCUGCAAGGACGCAUUCCUAGGGAGCUUGGACAGCUGAAGAUGCUUCAGAACUUGGACUUGUCCAUGAACAAUUUGACAGGAGAAAUCCCUUUGGAAUUUCAGAAUCUUCCUUACUUGGUAAACUUGCAACUCUUUGAUAACCAUCUUGAGGGCAGAAUUCCUCCUCGCUUAGGAAUCAAUACCAACCUCACCGUUCUUGACAUGUCUGCGAAUAAUCUUUCGGGUAAAAUACCGGCACAUCUUUGCAAGUAUGAGAAAUUGAUGUUCCUAAGCCUCGGAUCGAAUAAGCUGUCCAGAAAUAUACCUUACGGCCUUAAGACCUGCAAGUCUCUUAUACAGCUGAUGUUAGGGGACAACAAGCUCGAAGGAAGCCUCCCUGUUGAGUUAUUCCAACUUCAUAAUCUAUCGGCACUUGAACUCUUCCGAAACAGAUUCUCGGGGCCAUUACUUCCUGAGAUAGGGAGGCUUACGAAAUUGGAAAGGCUGCUCUUGGCAAACAAUCACUUUGUUGGGAAACUUCCUCCUCAGAUUGGAAAUCUAGUUCAUCUUGUGGCAUUCAAUGUCUCCUCUAAUGGGCUAUCGGGAAACAUCCCACGAGAGUUGGGGAAUUGUGUGAAACUCCAGAGGCUUGAUUUAAGCAGGAACACGUUCAAUAGCUCUCUUCCAAAGGAACUUGGAGAACUGGUGAAUUUGGAACUUCUGAAGCUCUCUGACAACAGAUUGACAGGAGAGAUACCGAGUACAUUAGGAAGGCUAAACCGGCCCACAGAGUUGCAGAUGGGAGGGAAUCAAUUUUCUGGCAGCAUUCCAGUUGAGCUUGGCCAACUUACUUCAUUGCAGAUUGCUCUAAACAUCAGCCACAAUAAUCUUUCUGGUCCAAUUCCUGAGAAGUUGGGAAACUUGCAGAUGUUGGAAUCUCUCUACUUGAAUGACAACAAGCUCGUUGGCGAAAUCCCUGCGUCGAUUGGCAAUCUGCUCAGCCUCACUGUAUGCAACCUCUCUAACAAUGAAUUGGUAGGAACAGUGCCAAACAGCCCCGCAUUUCAAAGAAUGGAUGCCACAAACUUUGCAGGCAACAAGGGCUUGUGUAGAUUGGACUCAAAUGAGUGUCACGCAUCUUCAUCUCUCACUCAGAAACCUAGAUGGUCAAAGAAAGGUCCAUCAAAAGAGAAGUUGGUGGUCAUCAUCACCAUUGUUGUUACCUUAAUUUGUGUGUUUCUUAUAGUGGGACUAAUAUGUGCAGUAAAGGGUAUUCGUCGUCCCAUCUUCCUUUCACUCGAGGAUCAAACAAAUCGUGAAGUUUUAGACUACUACUACUUUCCAAAAGAAGGAUUUUCAUACCAAGACCUUGUUGAAGCCACCAGCAACUUUUCCGAGGACACGGUUUUAGGAAGGGGAGCUUGUGGAACUGUCUACAAGGCCGUCAUGAGCAACAGUGAAGUGAUUGCUGUCAAGAAGUUGAAGUCGCGUGGAGAAGGUGCGAGUGUGGAGAGUAGCUUCAGAGCUGAAAUUUCGACGCUUGGUAAGAUCAGGCAUCGGAACAUUGUCAAGCUGCACGGAUUCUGCUACCACCAGGACACUAAUCUUCUCUUGUACGAGUACAUGGAGAAUGGAAGCCUAGGUGAAAAACUCCAUGGCAACGAGCAGACUUGUUUGCUGGACUGGAAAGCGAGAUACAAGAUCGCUCUUGGAGCAGCAGAAGGCUUGUGCUAUCUGCAUUAUGAUUGUAAGCCACAGAUCAUACACCGCGACAUCAAAUCCAACAACAUUUUGUUGGACAAGUUCCUGCAUGCCCAUGUUGGAGAUUUCGGCCUGGCGAAAUUGAUUGACUUCCCUUACUCAAAAUCCAUGUCAACUGUUGCAGGCUCAUAUGGCUAUAUUGCUCCAGAAUAUGCAUACACAAUGAAAGUGACACAGAAAUGUGACAUAUACAGCUUUGGAGUGGUGUUGUUGGAACUGAUAACAGGGAAGUCACCAGUUCAGCCAUUAGAACAAGGAGGUGAUCUAGUGACUUGGGUGAGGAGGGCAAUAAAGAAUGGAGUGCCAACAAGUGAUAUAUUUGACAAAAGGCUUGAUUUGAGUUUGCAAGCAACAGUUGAGGAAAUGACUCUGCUUCUAAAGAUUGCUCUGUUCUGCACAAGCACAUCCCCAGUGAAUAGGCCAACAAUGAAGGAAGUCAUUGCCAUGAUGUUCGAUGUCCGGGAGGCGGCUGCAGUCACCAAAGAAACUUCAUCAUCUCCCUCCUCAGAAACUCCUUUGGAACAUGAUUCUUCAUCUACAGAUUAUGCGGAGUUAUAGGGCCACUUGGGCUGCCUAAGAAGCAGUGGAUUGGAUUGGACACGACCUCUCACUCAGUCAUUUAAAAAAUAAAAAUAUGUUCUCUUUGGUAUUUUUCUACUACUAACCAUCCAUCUGUACUCUGCCCCCACUGUCUAUCCUAGAUUUAUAAGCUUGGUUUACAAGCAUACAAGUUAUAGUAAUACAAGACUCAUAACCUUGGCCUAAUCCUAUUUAAUUUGGAAGCAAUAUCUCACCAUUUGAGUUCAGAAAUAUGUGGA
Morus notabilis is the source of this 4015-nucleotide messenger RNA. Its product is annotated as leucine-rich repeat receptor-like serine/threonine-protein kinase At1g17230. Gene Ontology annotation, cellular component: plasma membrane. Gene Ontology annotation, biological process: protein phosphorylation; hormone-mediated signaling pathway. NCBI's taxonomy places the organism in Eukaryota, Viridiplantae, Streptophyta, Magnoliopsida, Rosales, Moraceae. Gene Ontology annotation, molecular function: ATP binding; protein kinase activity; protein binding. The transcript has 3 exons. The coding region runs from base 393 to 3755 and encodes 1120 amino acids. The record is from RefSeq and is a predicted model, not a curated record.